Molecule: messenger RNA, 369 nt
Organism: Prunus armeniaca (apricot)
Lineage: Eukaryota; Viridiplantae; Streptophyta; Magnoliopsida; Rosales; Rosaceae
Source: the annotation of a GenBank genome assembly
AUGGAUGCAGAAACUGAGGCUUUUGGUGCAGAAUUGGAGGACUUAUUACAAGGUGACCUAGGCAUCAACAUGGUGUUCAUCCUGUCAGAAAAGUUCUGGGCUGCAGAGGGGCAAGAAACCACUCUGGAGGGAGAUGUGUUUUCCCAGGAGAGUUUUGAAUGCAAGUUGGCAGAAGCAGAAGAAACACCAGAGCAACAAGAAGGCAAUCCUAAGACAGAAGGAAUUGCCAACAAGCUAGCUGCAGAGCAGCUUUGCUUUUCCAAACCCACCAAAGAGAUGGCCAACCACCUCAGACCCUUGUUCAUAACAGCAAACUUUGGGGGUGUUCCUAUUCCCAAAAUCAUGGUAGAUGGGGGGAGCAUCAAUUAA